Messenger RNA from Cimex lectularius (bed bug), 3069 nucleotides. RefSeq names its product kelch-like protein 1. The record is from RefSeq and is a predicted model, not a curated record. Gene Ontology annotation, molecular function: protein binding. Lineage: Eukaryota; Metazoa; Arthropoda; Insecta; Hemiptera; Cimicidae. Bases 27 to 1787 code for a protein of 586 amino acids. The transcript has 11 exons.
AAUAUCAGAGGUGGAGUCUGGUCAAAAUGAAUGUCGUUGAGAAGUCGGAACAUGAGAAUGUCAAACCAGGCCAUUUUCACGAUUCGACACUCAAGAACGCCAUCAUGGAAGUGGUUAAAACUUUUUACCUCAACGAUGUCCUUUGUGAUGUCACUCUUGUCACAACAACUGGGGAGAUCCGUGCACAUAAACUCAUACUGGCCGCUGCAUCAUUGUAUUUUAAGACCAGGUUUGCGUUUUCCAAAGACGACAAGAUUACAAUCCCGUAUAAUGGACACGAUAUGAGGACCGUCCUGCGAUAUGUAUAUACAGGAGAAAUUUUGAUGAGCCCAGAGAAUAUUUUUGAUAUAAUGGAACUUCAAGAUUUUUUCCAAAUUUCCUCACUCAGGUCACUGUGCGAACACUUUCUAAUGUCUUGGAUCGACAAUGAAACAGUGUGGUGUAUUAAGAGGGAAGCUGAAUGCUACAGGUACAAUGACGUAUCAGACAAAGCAACAUGGUAUAUGUACGAGAAUUUCCAACAAAUUUUAGUCCACCCGAGAUUUAUGGACGUUCCUUUUGACCUAAUCAUGGAGUGUCUUGAUUCUGAAUUUCUCGCCGUGCCCCCAGAAGAUAUUUUAAUCUAUCAUUUGGCUAAGUGGGUGAGUCAUGAUUUGGAAGAGAGAUUGCAGCAGUUGAUUCCUCUAUUGGAUAAAAUAGACGUGACAGUGAUCGACAAUUGGAACACGACAAGAACGAGGGUGCUUGAUUUGUUCAAAAACUCUGAAAUCAGCCUCGAUAUUUUAGUCAAAUGGUUUGACGUUUCUUUUAAAAGACGGCGAAUUGAAGAUUCUAAAGAAGUGAACCGUUAUAAAGAAACUGCCUCCCACGUUCUACUUUCGAUCGGCGGCUUGGAUUCUUUUGGCACACCUGUUAGCACAGUCGAAUGCAUCAAAUCGCUCGAAGACACUUGGAAACCGAUGUUAUCCCUCAUCAAAGACCAAAAAUCGAACAGCAACCUUUCAAUGGUGCUGCCGACGAUGAAAACCGCAAGGUUAUCCCCUGUGAUCACAAGCACCGAAAAGGACGUUUACGUUUUAGGCGGGACAGAAGGCGGAACGGAACUCGAAGUAUACCACGUUUCUACAAACAGUUGGGAGACACUGCCGUCAUUCCCUAUUCAAACAGUCGUAGAGCCUUCAAUGACCGUAUUGGAUGGCAGUCUCUACUGCUCGGGUGGUGCUUAUUACAAAAAUGGAGAGCUUUCUGUAUCUGAUGAAUUUUGGGUGUUGCACCCAAACUCACAGACAUGGUCAAAGUUGUCACCAAUGAAAUCACCGAGGCAGUACCAUCAUCUUGUGAGUCUCGCUGGAAGCAUCUUCUCCAUCGGCGGAUUAUCACAAGACAGUGUGCCGAUAUCCAUCAUCGAAAAGUAUGAUCCAGUGUUAGACAUUUGGUUCGUCGUGACGAGUUUACCAGAAGAAUUACCCUUUGCUGUUUGCUGCUUUCCUCUUCGCCAGUUUCUCUAUGUUUUCUGUGGUGACAACCUUUUCAGAUAUUGCUCGCUAAAAAGUACUUGGAGAUGUAUACACAAAUCAAAAAGUGAUUCUGUGCGGGUGCAGAAGAACAAUUGCCGUGUCUACUGUGUACGGUUCGGCCAUCAAGUGAUCAUCUGGAACAACAACUACAGUGUGCUACGAGUUCACAACCUGUUCAACGGAUUUUCAACGGAAUGGCCAAACCAAAGGAAAACCGCUACAGGGUUGUCUUCUGUAUUAGUUCCUAUGUACCACCCACCACAAGUAUAAGGUAACGGUGAAUCAAGAUGAGAGUGAUCAGCGUAAUCAAAAAGAAGAUGAGAUGGACAAGAAAAGUAGUAAAGUUUCCAUAGUCCAUAACCAGGAUACUAAACAGGGCCCAAGACCACAAUUCGCAAUUCGCAAAUUGUCAAGAAACAGUUACAAAUGCCCAUUAUGCUUGUUGAUAUUUUCCACUUUUGCUAAAGCCCACCAACACGCUAAACUGACCCAUGGCAGUGACACGAAAAUUAAAAAUACCACAGAUACUGAAAAUCAAAAAUCGACAAAAUUCAAAUUGAAAAACACAAAAUCUGACCGUGAAAAUUACAAGUACUUACAAGAAUUGUUUUUAGACCUGGGCGUUCAAAGGAAGCCAGAAGGCACUUUGAACAUUGCAAAAUCAAAGAAAUCUAGAUUUAGCGCUGAUUUCGUUCAAAAUACUCCAAAAUUGUCAGAAAACUUUGUUUUGACAACAGACACACAAAAGAUCUCUGGCCAGCCAAACUCUCCACUUUUUUAUAAAAGAGUAUUGUUUCCUAAUAAAAAUUUAGUCAAAUUUUCUUCCUUUAAUAUAAAAGAUCAUUGUAAAGUACAAUACAUGAAGUAGAUUUUGUUAUUCAAAACUCGAACAAUGAUUUUUCAGUUUGGUAAAUAUGCAGUAUAUAGUAUUGCCUAUUAUAUAGUAAGCAAGCCUAAUACGCAUCACAUCAUCACAUGCAUAAUGGUUCUUCUCAGCAGCUGCCCUCUACCAGUAAUAAUUUAUAUAUUGUUAAUAUAAUAUAUAAAUUAUUAUAAUAUAUUCUCGUGAUGUGUUUUUCGAUGGUUUCAUUCCUCUCACAAAUAGUCCACAUCCCAGACAAGCCCCAUCCUCUCCCCUGCCUGUUGUCCUCGAGGCAACAGUUUAUCUGUCUCUCUUUUUUGUUAUUUCAACGUCCUAAUAUCCUAAAAUAUUGCAUUUACCACCUAUAAGUUUAACACUUCCAAAUCUAUCUCCCCUUUCCACCUCAUGACUUUAAAUCACACGAAACCAAAAGGGCCAAAAUGCCAUCAGCUCCUGGGCAUGGACUCUCAAUAUCUACCAGGCUAUCUAACAGUCGCUUUCCUUAUCCGUUCCUACAAUUUUGGGAAUUCCCACCCUCAUUCCAUUUAUCUUGCCUCAAUCCUUUCCACCUUUACGUCCCCUCUUAUUAAUUUACCUCCUGUUCCUUCAAUUUGACACCAAGGAUGGUUAAUUUUCUGUUGUUUCAGUAUAUUUUAUUGUGGUUAAUUUUUCCUUCUUUUAUUUAAUUAA